AUGGACUCCAAACAAGUACCGACAGACGAUGGAGAAGUGAGACACCAACUUCGGAGUCUUGGAGAACCCAUAACGAUAUUUGGUGAGGGUCCGUUCCAAAGAAGAACCAGGUUAAUUCUGGUGCUUGAAAACAGAGCAAACACUAACUUUGACUUUGCAUACAUUGAAGAAGGUAAUAAUGAUGAUGAAAACUAUGUUGAUGAUGAUGAAGAUGACGAUGAUGACGAAUAUUAUACACCCGGACCUCCAGAGCUACUAGAGACAAGAAAAAAAAUUCUACAUUAUUCACUUGAACGGGCAUCAAUUAGAACCACCAACUUAAGACAAGCAUUCAAAUCACAAGAUUUCAUCAAGCAAUUGAAACAUAGACGGCACAUUAACAACCAACUAAAGACGUAUGGCUUGUAUGGAUCACAGGUCAUUCAGGGGAAUACCAGAGCUCUAUCAAGUGUACGUAUCUCUCCAGAUAACACUAAGAUAGCCACUGGGUCUUGGGAUGGAACAUUGUAUGUGCUUAACCCUGAGGAUCUACUCACGACGUAUACGUCUGGACCAGGCCAUCAUAGCGAGAAAGUCAGUGGAAUUGACUGGAAAGAUAAUGAUACGAUUGUUAGUGGAGGCAAUGAAGGUACCAUCAAUAUAUGGAAAUGUGAACCUAACAACAAAAAGCUAACGGUAAUAACAUCGAUCCCACAAGCACAUGAGUCCAGAAUCACCAAGACAUUAUUCCAUCCUAGUGGGGAUAACGUUAUAUCUACGUCAUUUGAUCAAACAUGGAAGAUGUGGGACGUUAAUAGACGAAUUGAUACUUGUUUAGUACAACAAGAGGGUCAUUCAAGGGAAGUGAUGUGUGGAGCAUUCCAUCCUGAUGGUAGUUUAUUUGUAUCAGGAGGUCUAGACUCAAUUGCAAGAAUAUGGGAUCUCCGCUCUGGAAGAAGUAUUGGUAUACUUGAUGGUCAUAUUAAAGGAGUUUACUCUACAGAUUGGUCACCCAAUGGAUAUCAAGUAGCUACGGGAGGUGGCGAUGGGAAUAUAAAGAUCUGGGAUAUAAGAAGACUUGCUCAAAGUAAUAAAGAAUUAUAUCUGAUUCCCGGUCAUACAAAGAUAGUAAGUGAUGUCAGGUUUUACCAUAGAACUGGAGAUGAUCUUCUUUCUUCACCAGUAACCAACGAAGAUGGGGAGAAUCCCGAGACAUUGGACUCUACAGGAACGUUUCUUGUGAGUUCUUCGUUCACAGGAGACGUUAAAGUUUGGUCUAGUGAUAGCUGGACCAAUGUUAAGAGUUUAAAGGGUAAUCACGAUAAGGUUAUGAGUUGUGAUGUUUCCAGUAAUGGUCAAAUGAUAGUUAGUAGUGGAUGGGAUAGAACAGUGAGGAUGUGGAAGGCAUGUAUAUAA
Lizanozyma spartinae is the source of this 1395-nucleotide messenger RNA. RefSeq names its product U4/U6-U5 snRNP complex subunit. Gene Ontology annotation, molecular function: U4 snRNA binding; protein binding; U6 snRNA binding. NCBI's taxonomy places the organism in Eukaryota, Fungi, Ascomycota, Pichiomycetes, Serinales, Debaryomycetaceae. The transcript has a single exon. The coding region runs from base 1 to 1395 and encodes 464 amino acids. Gene Ontology annotation, cellular component: U4/U6 x U5 tri-snRNP complex. Gene Ontology annotation, biological process: mRNA splicing, via spliceosome. The record is from RefSeq and is a predicted model, not a curated record.